CCGCCGCGGCCCGUCCGGCCCUCCCGCCGCCCGUCCCUCGUCCAUCAGUGCGCCCGCCGGGCUGGCCGGCCGCGGGAAGGGGCCGCGGCGCGGGCCGAGGGCUCCGGAGUCGGCGGGCGCUGGCCGGGAUCGCGUUAGAGGAAGCGCGGGUGGAGACGAGUCCGGGCUCGGGCGGGAGGCACAGCCCGGGGCAGGCGGCGGGGCCGAGCCGGGUCGGGGAAGCCGUCGGGGGGCCCCGAGGUGCCCCGGGAUGAGGGAGACGGGCGAGCCUCGCAGGCCACGCGGGGGGCUGAGGUGGAGGGGGCAGGGGGCCGCGGCGCGCCCUUCCGCCCAGCCCUGGCCCCGGUUGGCAUCUCCCCUCCCCAGAAGCCGGGGCAGAAAGCCCCUCCACCCUCGUUCGUCCGCUCCGGACCCCCCUCCGCCCAGCCCAAGCCCUCCCUCCCCCCCACCAGCCAGCAGCCCCGAACCUGACACAGUGUCAGCAACAGAUGUCAGUGCCCACCCCAGACUCCAUCCCAGGACCCCGGAGGGUGCUGAGGGGCUGCAGUUCACCACCCGGAAUCUGCCCGGGGCGCACUUCCCUGCUCACCGGCGAGAAGGGCCCUGACUGCUGACUGCAUCUGCCUGCCGCCACCUGGGUUUGUCUGGAGCUGCUGGAACUGUCCUGGGAUCCAGUCCGCUUGCCCCCUGAGGCCGGAGAGAUGCUCCCGCUGGCCAGAGCCCUCGCCUCCCCCAGGAGCCCCCAGACCCCAGCCCUGAGGGAGCAGGACAGGGCCCCUCAGCUGGCCGGCCCUGGGGAUACUGAGGCCUGGCGCCUGCGUUUCCGACAGUUCCAGUACCGCGUGGCAGGAGGGCCACACCGCGCGCUGGGCCAGCUCUGGAUGCUGUGCCGCCAGUGGCUGCGGCCCGAGGCGCACUCCAAGGAGCAGAUGCUGGAGCUGCUGGUGCUGGAGCAGUUCCUGGGUGCGCUGCCCAGCAAGAUGAGGACCUGGGUGCAGUCGCAGGGCCCUCGCACCUGCAGGGAGGCCGCUAGCCUGGUGGAGGACCUCACACAGAUGUCGCAGCAGGAAGUUCUGGUAUCUCUCACCGACCACCAGGACGGGAGCAUCAGCGAGGAGGAAGACGGGAAGAACCAGAAAGACCCAUGCCAGGCAUCGGAGCUGGGGCUCCCCCAGGAGGGCGAGUGGCUGCAGCCUGCCCAGCCCCAGCGGAGUCCCCACACCAGGGCGGGGGCCGAGGCAUCCUGCACCCUGGGCUCACUCGGUGAGUGUUUGGGUCCUACAGCAAUCCUGAGGACUGGGGCCUGGCAAGGGUUAGACUUUGCUGAUGGCAGUGUUGGGGGGGGGGGGGGAGCUUUGGUGAUUAACUCUAUACCUCCUCCAGAUUGUGCACACCAACAGUGGGGACUGAUAUUGGCACCCCCUGCCCCAACAGCUACUCAAACGUUUCCACCCCUUGACCAGGGCUUCACUGGCUGCCUGCCCUUCUCUGCAGCCCUUGGGGAGCAGGGGCGGGGAGGCAGUGUGGCCUCCAGCCUCUGUCCCUUCACUAACAACCCUUUUCCCUUACCCUCCCCAGGCCUGGGCUGCUUGCCUGUGAAGCCUAGUGUCUGGGAUGAGCCUCCCUGUGGGCAGGUCCGGGACAGAGCCCUCGAAAACAGGCACUGUCUCCCCAGGCUGGCCCAGGACACUCCCCAGGCCGAAGGGAGUGCCUGGCAGUCAGGGGCUGCCCCCAGGGACACUGUGCUUCAGGGCACUGCGGGCCAAGGGCCUGCUCCAGAGAAGCCCCUGCACCCACGCCCUCAGCCCAGCCUGGUUGCAGACCUCACCCUCCCAAGUGCUCAGAGCAGUAGUCCCCAAAAGGGACUUGGGGACCGUGAUGCCAGCAGCACCCACCUGCCCUUACUCAAAGACACCAAAGCCUCCCCCGAAGAGUCAGGGCGACCGGCUGUUGCCCCCUCCUCCGGGAGCUCAGCGGCGCCGCCAGUCCCCCCAGGGACGCGGCCCUUCGCGUGCGCCGAAUGCGGGGAGGUCUUCACCUGGGUCACCCACUUCAUGGAGCACCAAAAGCGCCACCUGGAAGAGGGGCCCUUCUCGUGUCCUGAGUGCGGCAAAACCUUCCUGCACGCCUCUGUCCUGGGGGAGCAUCGGAAGAUCCACCUGCUGGAGCCGCUGCCCAAGAGGCCCCGCCGGAGCGGGGGCGAGGAGCCAGGAGAGGCCGACCCCCAGGAAGCGGCAGGGCAGGCCCAGGACUCGGAUGGAGGCCGGCGCGGUGAGCCCUCCGGCCGCGGGGAGCCCUCGGGUCUCGGGGAGCCCUCCGGCCGCGGGGAGCCCUCCGGUCUCGAGGAGCCCUCCGGUCUCGGGGAGCCCUCCGCCCGCGGGGAGCCUUCCGGCCGCCGGGAGCCUUCGGGCCGCCGCGAGACCUCAGGCCGCCGCGAGCCCUCGGGCCGCCGCGAGCCCUCCGGUCGCGAGCGGCCCUUCGAGUGCGGCGUCUGCGGGAAGGCCUUCCCCUGGAUGGUCCACCUCCUCGACCACCAGAAGCUGCACGCCACGCAGUGAGCGGACGUGCGUCCCGGGUGACAGCGACCCCCCGGCCGGCUCGUCCCGCGGGGCGACCCGGGACCCACCGCGUCCCCCCCCUCCCCGGUGACAGCGACCCUCGGUGGGCUCAUCCUGCGGGGCGACCCGGGACCCGCUUCUCUGCCGCCGUGUCCCCCGGAUGACAGCGACCCUCGCGGACUCGUCCUGCGGGGCGACCCGGACCCGCCGCGUCUCUGGGUGUCGCCGCGCCUGCCUCUUACCCCGAGUGACAGCGACCUUCGGCGGACUCGUCCUGCGGGGCGACCCGGGAGCCGCCGCCCCGUUCUCCAGGUAACAGCGACCUUCGGCGGACACAUACUGCGGGGCGACCCCAGAACCGGGCGCGCCUGCCGCUUACCCCGAGUGACAGCAAUCACCGAAGGGCUAGUCCUGCGGAGCGACCCGGGACCCGCCACCCCCGCCGCCGCGUUCCCCGGGUGACAGCGACCCCUGGCGGACUCGUCCUGCAGGCGACUCGGGACACGCCACGUCUCUGGGUGUCGCCGCGCCUGCCGCUUACCCCGAGUAACAGCGACCCACGAAGGGCUCGUCCUGCGGGGCGACCCGGAACCUACCGCGUCUCCCGGGUGUCGCCGCGCCUGCCGCUUACCCCGGGUGACAACGAACCUCUGCGAACUCGUCCAGCGGAGUGACCUGGGACCGGCCAUCCCCGCCGCCGCGUCCCCCGGGUGACAGCGACCCCUGGCGGACUCGUCCUGCAGGCAACCCAGGAACCACCGCGUGUCUGGGUGUCGCCGCGCCUGCCCCGUUCCCCGGGUGACAGCGACCCCGGGUGUUCGUCCUGCGGGGUGGCCUGGGACCCACCGCGUCUCCCGGGUGUCGCCGCGCCUACCGCUUACCCCGGAUGACAGCGACCCUCUGCGAACUCGUCCAGCGGAGGGACCUGGGACCCGCCAUCCCCCCCGCCGCGUCCCCCGGGUGACAGCGACCCCUGGCGGACGCGUCCAGCAGGCAACCCAGGACCCGCUGCGUCUCUGGGUGUCGCCGCGCCUGCCCCGUUCCCCAGGUGAUAGUGGCCCCCGGGUGUUCGUCCUGCGGGACGACCCGGGACCCACCGCAUCCCCCGGGCGUCCCCGCACCUGCCGCUUAACCCGGGUGACAGCGACCUACGAAGGGCUCGUCCUGUGGGGCGACCCGCGACCCACCGCGUCUCCCAGGUGUCGCCGCGCCUGCCGCUUACCCCGGGUGACAACGACCCUCUGCGAACUAGUCCAGCGGAGCGACCCAGGACCUGCCACCCCCGCCGCCGCAUCCCUCGGGUAACAGCGACCUCCGGUGGACUCGUCCUACAGGUCACCCGGGACCCGCCGCGUCUCUGGGUGUUGCCGCGCCUGCCGCUUACCCCAGGUGACAGUGACCCCCCCCCGGGGGGCUCGUCCUGUGGGACGACAGGACACCCACCUUAUCUCCUGGGUGUCGCCGCGCCUACCGCUUACCUAACCGAAUGACAGCGACCACCGAAGGGCUCGUCUAGCUGAACAACCUGGGACCAGCCACCCCCGCCACCGCGUUCCCCGGGCGACAGCGACCCCUGGCGGACUCAUCCUGCAGGCGACCCGGGACCCGCCGCUUGUCUGGGUGUCGCCACGCCUGCCGCGUUCCUUGGGCGACAGCGACCCCCAGCGCCGCGCUCAGCUGGGCAGUCCGCCGUCUGUGUUCCGCAGGCGACAGAAGAGGAGCUUCGCCAGCGCCAGUUCCAGGAGCUUUUCCGGGGGGCGCCCUUCACCUGCCGGCCCUCCUGCACUCCCGGGAAGGCCACCUCCUGCCCUCACAGACCCUGGGAGCCUGGCACAAACGCAGGGCUCUUCUAUGUGGUCUUUCCCUUUCCUCUUCUUCUUCUUCUUCUUCUUUUUUUUUGUCCCAGCCCACCUUUUCCUUUUUCACUCUUUUUUUAUGAUAAAGUACACACAACUUAAAACGUGCCAUUUUAACUACUCAUAAUGCACAAUUCGAUGGCAUUAAGUACAUGCAUAGGGUCGUGCAACCCAUGUAUUCUGGUACAUUUUCAUCACUCCCAAAAUGGGUUCCCCGUACCCACUAGCAGUCACUUCCCACCUCCCCUCUCUCAGCCCUUGACACCUACUAAUCUGCCUGCUUUCUGGAAGAUUUUAGGCAGGAUUUUUAGGACUGACCAAAACUGACCUGCACACGUUUCCGUUUGACUCACAGAAUGACCUUUGUUUUUGUUUUUUUUAAAGAUAAAUGCAAACAUUUUUCAAACCAUAGAUGUCACAUAAAAAUCUGGCAUUAUGGUCACCCUGGAUCUCCCCAGAGCAGGUGUUGGAUCACCCAGGUGCCUCAGUUCACCCCACCACUGCUGGGGAUGGCCCAAGUGCAUCUGGAUUCAGCUUGACAUCCAUCCCUACCCCUUCAUCGCUGGGCACCACUUGCCCCCAUGCCAACAAAAGCCUUACAAGUGUCUUUUUUUUUUUUUUUUUGAACUUGGAUAGUGUUGGAUUGACUCUGACCCCACAUAAGCAGAGACCUUCUCCUUUAAAUCAUCCAUAAGUCGCCUUUCAACUGGAAAACUCUUCUGGACCUGCCCCGCCCAGCCCACUGCUGCUUCUCGACCAAGCUGCCUCCUUCCUGCACCCAUCCGUAGCCUGUGUCCCCUGGCACCUUCCCGGGCCAUGCAGGUCCCUCUGCUGCCUUCGCGCUAUUUGCUGCACUUGCCUUCUUGGAGCUCUCUCUAGCUGGGCCUCCGGACCUUGUUCUUGCCUCGCUACAGCAUCCUGGCUUAUCCUCACUGAGGGCUUCCGGCUCUACUCCAUGCCUUAAUUUCUUGUGAGCUUCAGCUCCCUUCCCAAGCACCUUCUUUCUCAUCCUGCUGAGGCGGAGUUUCUUCUUCGAAGCUCAGGUGGCAAGGUGGGGGAGAGGGUCUUGACCCCACAGUCAGCCUGAGUGUUCAGGUACAGCACACACGAUGGACAGGAUUAUCCAGUGUCCCCACUGGUUGGUGACCAGGAGUUUAUUCCAAUGCAGUUUCCAUUCCGAUCCCCCUAAGUCAGAGGCAUGUUCAUAGCUCCCUGGGAUGGAGCAGGAUUGCAGGAGAGAGUGGGGGCUGCUGCCAGCAAGGCAUCAGUCAGAUCCCUAACUGCCAUGCCCCCCCCCCCCCGCCCCCAGCCAUCCUUGCGUGAAUUCUCCGAAGAUGUCUGCCUCGGCAUCCCACGGACCAACUGCCCUCCAGUGACAUCUGCCUGGUGUCCCUCAGUCCUCCACCUGAGCUUGUCCAAAGAACCCUAGUGCGAAAGAAAACCAACAGCCUCCCCUAUGCCGUCUCUCCACCCUCCAAGGCCCCAAGCUUGCCCUGUUCCAGUUUCUCCUCUGCACUGAACUGUGCCCGCCUCCCUCUCUUCUAUCGUCUUUUCUCCAUCUUUGGAUGACUGCAGCUGUGUCUAGGCGAACUCUGCCUCCAGUCCACUCCCCUCCAUCCCAUCCAAUACCCACAGCCAGCAAGAUCCUUCUGAAACAGACACGCUGAGAUGACAUAAAGCCCAGCAGACCAGUUCCCUCGAAUCUCUUCCCACGUCAGUAGCUCUUGGCACUGGGGUGGUGGAGGCUGGCCUCCUGUGCCCACUCAGUUCCUGCUUGUCUCCACAAUGACUCGUAUGCUGGGCCUCCUCACCUCCUCGAGGGAUGCCUCCUCUGCUUAGAAAAGUCUUCACUGCAGCAUUUUACCAGCACCUGGCCCAGAGCAGCCCUUCGUGAGUGAGAAUGGGUGAAUGGUAACCAAAUGAGUAUGUGAGCUGCAGCCGCUGCCAAGACCCCACCGCAGGGCUGCAGUAAUCAGCCAAGGAAGCCUUACCUGGACCUCUGAGGAGGGGAGCUGGCAGCACCAUGGAAGGCUCCCCUCAACACCCUCUGCCUUGGCUGACAGGGGCAAGGAUGUGGCCCAGGGCCCUGGGCCUGGAGAGUCGCUCCUCCGAAUCCCGAUUCACCAAAGCCGCCAAACUGAGUUAAUUGCCCGGCCUGCCUAGUCCCAAGAUGCUGCUCAAGCUGUAGUGAGAUAGAGCACCAGCCCCUCUCUUCUCUUUCUCCUCACUCCUUGCAUGCUUGGCUCACCCUGUGCCUUCCUCUGCCAGCGUCCCCUGCAAGACCCCAACACCUGCCCACUAGGACACUUCCCAGGCUCGUCUGUCCUCCAGCUCUUGUCACAGAGCAUCUGCUGGGCCAGGCACUGGGUGCUGUGAUGCAGCGCAAAUCCUCAUCAUCUCACGCUCCAGGGAACCAGAGGAAAACAGACCACCCUCCUUCCCACUGAAGCCAGGACCUCUGGGAGGAGAAGAGGCCUGGGCACUGCUAGGUUCUGAGGCUCCCAAAAUGAUUUUUUGUUUAAAGGAUGAAAUAUAUCCACAAGGAUAAAUGCUGUAAUAUAUUUAAAUGUAUAUGUCAAACAAUUUAACAAAAUUAGAGUGUAAUGAAGUUGUGCUAUCCAUAAUGAUUAUAGAAUUCCUUGAAAGCCACACUGAUUUCUAAUGCACCUGCUUCUGGUAGGGUCCUGUCACAGCCAGGUGAAGGCGACCCUGAGGUUAGAGGAAGUCGAGACUGGCCUGAGUGGUACCCAGCCACUGGUUACCAACACGGUCUGGAGUGGUGAGAGCAUCACAGAGCUAGCCUUCAGAUCAUCCUGUUUAAUGGACAGUGUUUUAAAACUCUUUGAAUACCCUGUGAAUCAAGAGAUUUCACACAGAGAUCCAAAUUUUUGGCUUCUUUUGAGAAGUUCAGACCUGCGACACUCGGCUUACCUGUCCACGUGGCACCACUUGGCUGAGACCAUCAGCAUCCAUCCCUUCAAACAGAGCCCAGCCCAUCAGGCAUUUGAGUUUGUGAAAGUUGGUUGGAAAAAAACAAGGAUUAGAAGGCUAGAGGAAGGUAACAGGGUCAAGUCCCAAGGGAGGUAUGUAGCGCAACGCGGCUCGGUAUUAGGGCUGGGGUAUGUCCCCGUGAGCAGGCAAGUCUGUGUGGCAGCAUCAACAGCUCAUCACCAGGACUCUGCCCAGACCUUUUUGAGAAAAAGAUUUCAUAAUGGGAGUGUGUACACAUACAUACCUUUUGAGCCAGUAAAAGGAAGGCGGGGGGGGGGG
Messenger RNA from Acinonyx jubatus (cheetah), 7684 nucleotides. RefSeq names its product zinc finger and SCAN domain containing 1 (gene ZSCAN1). The record is from RefSeq and is a predicted model, not a curated record. Bases 702 to 2558 code for a protein of 618 amino acids. The transcript is spliced from 6 exons. Lineage: Eukaryota; Metazoa; Chordata; Mammalia; Carnivora; Felidae.